This is a messenger RNA of Vicia faba (fava bean), 549 nucleotides long. NCBI's taxonomy places the organism in Eukaryota, Viridiplantae, Streptophyta, Magnoliopsida, Fabales, Fabaceae. The record is from the annotation of a GenBank genome assembly.
AUGAACAAAGAGGGGUUCGGAGUGAUAACAGUUGGUGGUGGUUCUUGGAGCGAUGAAGAAGCCUGUGAUGCGGCUAAAUCUGUGGUAGAUUUCAUGGUUGCAGCUCGGUUAGUAGCCUGCUGUGCAGUUAUAAUUUGUUGCAUAAUCAGUGCUUGCUGGAAUUGCAUUUGUGGCAUGGCAACAGCUCGUUGCAUCAUCAAAGGAAGAGAGUAUGAAGCAAGUGAAGAGUUCGUGGUUGUUUUGGGCGAAAGUGAUUUUGACAUUUCAAAGGAUGCCCCCAACAUCAAUAUUGAGCUUGCACCUGAGUUGCAUGAGCUUGAAGGACUUGGGCAGCAACUAUUGCCUGAGCGAUGGCCAUUACAGCAGCAGAAGGGAGAUCGAAGCAGAAAAGCAGAUGGAGGGCAGAUUAGGACAGCAAUUUGGCAUGGUUUUUGUAGAAACAAGGUUGGAGAAAAUGGACAGCAUUAUACUCAAGAAUUGGACUGUUAUUGGAUUAAAACAGUGCUGGAAAAAAUGGGCAGCAUUGGGACUGUUUUGCAGCAAGAAUAA